Iphiclides podalirius (scarce swallowtail) is the source of this 552-nucleotide messenger RNA. Lineage: Eukaryota; Metazoa; Arthropoda; Insecta; Lepidoptera; Papilionidae. The record is from the annotation of a GenBank genome assembly.
AUGAAGACAGAUGAAUUAAUUGCAGAGCCCGUGUUCACAACAUCAAGAUACGGCCGGCCCGUGAUACUCUUGGACGGGUAUAGGUUCAACAAGAAGACGGGGUCGCCGUCGAAAGCGCAGCACGCGCGCUGGGUGUGCGUGAAGGACCACCACGGAUGUCGGGCUAAACUCGUAACUGUCAGCAACAAGAUCAUAUUCUCACCGGUGUACACAUUCUCGCGUUGCGGGAAACCUGUAAUUCUGUUUGGGAACAACCGUUACAACAAAGAGACCGAGAAUGACGGGCCCCGAGUGCGUUGGGUCUGUGCGAAGAUCAACUCGCACAAAUGUCCGGGCACCGUCACCACUUACAACAACAUUGUCGUACAUGCAAUAUUCCUGGAGUCACGGAACGGUAGACCGGUGAUACAGAUUGGGAAUUACCGGUUCAACAUGUGGAGCGGUAGCCGAGGGCCGCGCGCCAGGUGGAUCUGCGUCAAAGUGCACUCCGGCUGUCCAGCCACACUCAUCACCCUGGACAAUGUCAUCGUCAAACAGAAACCCCAUAAUCAU